GCUUUUGUUGUGCCCAUAUAUAUAUAUAUAUAUAUAAGCACAAGCACUAUACAUAUCCGUCAGAAGCCACCACACGUUCAUUAGACUUCCAACAAGAGCUCUCUCUCUCUCUCUCUCACUCUCGUGCUUUCCUGCUUCGCAAGAGCUGCAAAAAUGGAAGGUGGGAAUGAGUAUAAGAAAGGUCUUUGGACAGUGGAGGAGGACAGAAUUCUGACGGAUUACAUCAGGGUGCACGGCAAAGGCAAGUGGAAUCGUGUCAAUAAAGUCUCAGGAUUGAAGAGAAGCGGCAAAAGUUGCAGAUUAAGGUGGAUGAAUUAUCUAAGUCCCAGCGUGAAGAGAAGUGACUUCUCGGAGGAAGAAGAUGAUCUCAUCAUUCGACUCCAUAACCUCCUUGGCAACAGGUGGUCUUUGAUUGCUGGGCGUGUUCCUGGGAGAACUGAUAAUCAAGUCAAGAACCAUUGGAACAGUCAUUUGAGCAAGAAGCUCGGUGUCAGUUCAAAAAGAGGAAAGCCAAAAGCCAAGACUUAUUCCGACUCAAAACGAGCAAAAAAUAAUUUCUGCACGCCCUCAUCAGAGUCAAACUCCAAGCUGCAACCACUUCCCAAUUCCGAAUCCAAUUCCAAAAUUUUCGGUGACCAUGAAGCUGCAGCUGCCAUUGAUGGAUUUGAUGAUGAGAUGAUGAACAUCCAGGACCACAGUUUCUCUAAAAGUAAGGUUGGUUUUAGUGGCAUGUGGGAGGCGGUGAGUAAUGAAAAAUUUUGGUUUCAUAAUGAUGACCUUAAUCUAUAUAGCCCUUAUUUACGGGACCCUACUCUGGAUGAUCACUACCCUUUUCAAUUUGAUAAUUUGUAAACUUUGUUAUUAUAUUUUGUAUGUCUUAAUUCUGUAUUUACACUAAUUCAAUAUCUAAAUUAUAUUUU
Molecule: messenger RNA, 920 nt
Organism: Pyrus x bretschneideri (Chinese white pear)
Lineage: Eukaryota; Viridiplantae; Streptophyta; Magnoliopsida; Rosales; Rosaceae
Product: transcription factor WER
Exons: 3
Coding region: 154-852 (232 amino acids)
Source: RefSeq, a predicted model, not a curated record